This is a messenger RNA of Daucus carota subsp. sativus, 1069 nucleotides long. Its product is annotated as E3 SUMO-protein ligase MMS21. The record is from RefSeq and is a predicted model, not a curated record. Gene Ontology annotation, cellular component: Smc5-Smc6 complex; nucleus. Bases 119 to 874 code for a protein of 251 amino acids. Gene Ontology annotation, molecular function: zinc ion binding; SUMO ligase activity. Gene Ontology annotation, biological process: protein sumoylation; double-strand break repair via homologous recombination. NCBI's taxonomy places the organism in Eukaryota, Viridiplantae, Streptophyta, Magnoliopsida, Apiales, Apiaceae. The transcript is spliced from 7 exons.
UUUAGCACCGUGCUGAGUGCUGACAGAAUCAAAAUCAAAAAGUUUGGACAUCAAAUUACCCGCCCCGUCCAUUUGGGCGUGAUUGAACAACCGCUCUUCCCGAUUAAGCACCACCAAAAUGGCAUCCACCUCCUCCGCCUCCUCGUCGAGAAUGAAGACUGCCGCAAUGGCUCUUCAGUCUGAUAAUCAAACUAUCAUUGCUGAAAUUCGUAGAACUAUGAACAUGUUCAAGGAUAUAGCAGUUGAUUUGGAGGCUGAUCAUCAAUCUGAAAUGGUGAAGGAGUUAGAAGUUGGUUUUAUUCAAUUGUUGGAAACUACGGGAGAUUGCAUGCAUUUUUCAGCCGCAAUUGAAUCAAUUGGGAAUGGAUAUGAACCUAAAGAACAGCUAACAGAUUUUAAGAAGCUGUUUGAUGAAGAAAUUGAAAAGCAAAAAUCUAGAUUGUCUGUUGCUCCUGAGAAAGAUCCCCUAUUUCGUCAGUUUACUGCAGCUGUGUGGAAUGUUAAUCAUGCUGGACAACCUAUGCCAGGUGAAGAGGAGGAGGAUAUUAUAGUGACCAGUACACAGUCUAACCUUCUGAAUGUUAACUGCCCACUAAGCGGAAAGCCUAUUGUUACUUUGUCAGACCCUGUCCGUAGCAUGGACUGCAAGCAUAUAUACGGCAAGAAGUUUAUAAUGCACUACAUAAAGAGCACGAAAGGGCUACAAGCUAAAUGUCCCAUCACAGGUUGCCCAAAAAUAUUACGGGAAGAUAGAGUGGUUUGUGACCCAUUACUACGGAUUGAAAUCGAAGAAAUGAAAGCCAUGAGCAAGGAAAGUGGGCCAACCAAUAUCGUAGAAGAUUUUACUGACCUUAAUGAAGAAGAAUCAGAGUAAUCAAGCAGAGGACAUGUACAAAUUUAUGAUGACAGUGUGAUUUGAAAUCCCCGCCAAUGGUCAAGUAUUUGUCCUCUUUUUGUGUAUUGCUGAUAUUUGAUGUCAUGACUUGCAUUUCACCCAUUUAAUUGUUUCUGGUUUGCAAGGGUCACUAAAAGUGAUAUUAAGUUGUCUUGAAGUAUUCAUAUUUUUGGA